This is a messenger RNA of Ictalurus furcatus (blue catfish), 2912 nucleotides long. RefSeq names its product glutamic--pyruvic transaminase (gene gpt). NCBI's taxonomy places the organism in Eukaryota, Metazoa, Chordata, Actinopteri, Siluriformes, Ictaluridae. Gene Ontology annotation, molecular function: L-alanine:2-oxoglutarate transaminase activity; pyridoxal phosphate binding. The transcript is spliced from 12 exons. The record is from RefSeq and is a predicted model, not a curated record. The coding region runs from base 240 to 1832 and encodes 530 amino acids. Gene Ontology annotation, biological process: biosynthetic process.
GAGGAAGUGUGUGUGUGUGUGUGUGUGAGAGUGAGUUAGUUGUGUAGGCUACACUCGUGUCCAAGCGUGCUUUGCUUAUCUUAGUACUGUCCCCGGUCGGGAUCAAAGGUCUCAUGGAGUUUUUAUAGCCCGUGCGCGUGCGGUGCAUUUUAAUCGAGUCGCGCUUCUGUUACAAGCUUGUAGCUUAUUUAUUUGAAUUACGCAACAAGUUUUAAAAACAAACAAACCAAAAAAAAGCAAUGUUUCCGUGCACAUGCGCGAGACCAGGAGUGCGCCGUGUGAUGAGUUUUCCUCCUCUCUCUCCUCUGGGGUCUCCCAUCAGGACUUUCUCUGUAGGUCGGAGCCGACUCGCGUGGGGGAAGAUGGCCGAGAACAAGGCGCUCAGCCAGCGCAGGAAGGUGCUCACUAUUGACACGAUGAACGCCAAUGUGAAGAAGGUGGAGUACGCGGUGCGAGGACCCAUCGUGCAACGCGCCGUGCAGCUGGAGAAGGAGCUGAGAGAGGGAGUGAAGAAACCCUUUGACGAGGUCAUCAAAGCUAACAUCGGAGACGCCCAUGCCAUGGGACAGCAACCCAUCACCUUCUUCAGACAGGUCUUGGCACUGUGCUCGUAUCCAGAUCUGCUAGAUGAUAACAAGUUUCCUGAUGAUGCCAAAGAUCGUGCACGGAGCAUUCUGAAGGCGUGUGGAGGAAGCAGUAUCGGUGCAUACACUGCGAGUCAAGGUAUCGACUGCAUUAGGCACGACGUGGCCUGCUACAUUGAGCGCCGUGACGGCGGGAUCUCCUGUGACCCAGACAACAUCUAUUUGACCACAGGCGCCAGCGAUGGCAUCGUCAUCGUGAUGAAGUUGCUGACAGCAGGUGAGGGUCGCACCCGUACAGGUGUGAUGAUCCCGAUCCCUCAGUAUCCUCUGUACUCGGCCACGAUAUCCGAGCUGGGCGCCGUGCAGAUUAACUACUACCUGAACGAGGAGAAGUGCUGGAGUCUGGACAUCACCGAGAUGCAGCGCUCCCUACAGGCCGCCAGAGAGCACUGCAACCCGCGGGUCCUGUGUAUCAUCAACCCAGGCAACCCAACAGGUCAGGUACAGAGCAGAGAGUGCAUCGAGGACGUGAUCCGAUUCGCUGCCAAGGAGCAUCUCUUCAUCAUGGCUGACGAGGUGUAUCAGGAUAACGUGUACGCCGAGGGCUGUGCCUUCCACUCUUUUAAGAAGGUGCUAUUUGAGAUGGGCCCUGAAUUCUCCAACACAGUGGAGCUGGCCUCGUUCCAUUCCACCUCCAAGUGUUACAUGGGAGAGUGCGGUCUACGAGGCGGUUAUAUGGAGGUGAUCAACAUGGACCAGGAUGUGAAGGCUCAGCUCCUUAAGCUGGUGUCCGUGCGUCUGUGUCCCCCUGUGCCAGGUCAAGCGCUCGUGGCCCUGGUGACCAACCCUCCUCGGCCUGGAGAGCCGUCACACGCUCAGUUCAUGAAGGAGCGCACGGCCACGCUGAAUGACCUUGCACAGAAGGCCAAGCUGACUGAGGACAUUCUGAACAUGGUGCCCGGGAUCAGGUGCAACCCCGUGCAGGGGGCGAUGUACUCGUUCCCUCGCAUCAUGCUGCCCGAGGGCGCCGUAAAAGAGGCUAAGGAGAAUGGUGAGGAACCAGAUAUGUUCUAUUGUAUGAAGCUCCUGGAAGAGACCGGGAUCUGUUUGGUCCCUGGCAGCGGGUUUGGGCAAAAAGAUGGAACGUAUCACUUCAGGAUGACCAUCCUACCACCGGCUGCUAAACUCAAGAUUUUGCUCAAUAAAGUGAAAGAGUUCCAUCAGCGAUUCACCAAGCAGUACUCUUAAUACGUCCUCUCAACUUUCUCAACCGGGUUGGCCAGCCAAGUGCCUGAAGCUGCCAUUUCUGACUCCGAAAGUGUAAAAUCCCAUUUUCACAAACUGGUUUUUGCACACUGAUGUAGCAAUGGUUAACUAGAGGGGUUAGAUUAUUAGCACUACGUGUGAAAAGAGAGUUUACUUUCUAAAAGUCUGAUUUAUGAAAUUUGUGUAUGGAAAAUAGUGUGAGUGCGCGUGUGAGUGCGCGUGUGAGUGCGCGUGUGAGUGCGCGUGUGAGUGCGCGUGUGAGUGCGCGUGUGAGUGCGCGUGUUAAAGGACUUAGCCAAGUAAUUACUGCUGGACAAAGCCUAGUCUUGCAUUUUAUAAUUAAUUUAGGAUGUAAUAUUAAAUGUUUUAUCCUGUUUAUAUAACCAUUUUAAUUAUUUUAAUGUCUAAUAAAUCAGAUCAUUUUACAUGAAAUGUUCUCGUUUCCUUUCGGGUGCAACACAAACCUGUGACCACGGGAGGGCGCACUCGCCUCGACUGAAUCGUUGGACUGUUCAUAACAAUGGCACAAAUCUUUGCAUUGUAAAGCAUUCGCAAGUGAGACGGUCUCACCUCACCUCACCUCACAGCAUUCUGUCUAUCCGAGUGGAGUCAGAGGAGGACAUGAGGACGAAAAGGGCAUAAAAAUCACACAGCGAGAAGAAGAACCAGACUGCCAAUCAGCGACUAUUGUUCUGUUCAUCUCUCGCCUUGAACUCUGAUCUUCGCUCCGCGGCAUGCCUUACGUACACUACCAUUUGGAUACGGAACGUUCCGGUGAUGGCUGCCGUCAUUUCAGUUCAGUUAAUUGGCUCGGAGAGAGCUCAAAAUAGUGCCAAACAACAGCUCAGGUGGAGGAAACGGCGACGGAGAGCAGCGCAACGAAGAGAAACCAUCCGUCGUUUACGAGGUGAUGCCGAUUCACGUCAACAUGAACGGGAAGGAAUAAAACACAACAGGGCACGCUGAAGUUGAUUCGUUUCCUUUAACAGCAUGUUCCUUUGUGGUUUCUUCCUCAUAGUCCUGGCCAUAGCAAUUCACCAAUGCUGACAUUUUUAUUUAUUU